CGCCACUGAGUCCCGCGGGUCGUCGGCGCCCGCGCACCGGGGCGACCAGCGCGGCUCCGCGCGCCCGGCUCCGCCGCCGCGGCCCGGCAGGUCCCUCUACUGUAGGGCUCGACUAGCAGAUCGCCUCUUGCCUUGUGAAUCCCCUUCCGCGGCUCCUGCCCCGUGGGCUUCUGAGCCAUGGCCACGGAGGAGAAGAAGCCAGAGACGGAGGCUGCAAGAGCACAGCCCACCCCUUCCUCGUCGGCCACCCAGAGCAAGCCCACACCUGUUAAACCCAACUACGCACUAAAGUUCACCCUGGCUGGCCACACCAAAGCUGUGUCCUCCGUGAAAUUCAGCCCGAAUGGAGAGUGGCUGGCAAGCUCGUCUGCCGAUAAACUCAUUAAAAUUUGGGGAGCCUAUGAUGGAAAGUUUGAGAAAACCAUAUCUGGUCACAAGCUGGGAAUAUCUGAUGUAGCCUGGUCAUCGGAUUCCAACCUCCUUGUGUCUGCCUCUGACGACAAGACGUUGAAGAUAUGGGACGUGAGCUCGGGAAAGUGUCUGAAGACCCUGAAGGGGCACAGCAACUACGUCUUCUGCUGCAACUUCAACCCGCAGUCCAACCUCAUCGUCUCAGGGUCUUUUGACGAAAGUGUGAGGAUAUGGGACGUGAAGACCGGGAAGUGCCUCAAGACCCUGCCCGCUCAUUCAGAUCCGGUGUCAGCCGUCCAUUUUAAUCGAGAUGGAUCCUUGAUAGUGUCAAGUAGCUAUGAUGGUCUCUGCCGCAUCUGGGACACCGCGUCGGGCCAGUGUCUGAAGACGCUCAUCGAUGAUGACAACCCCCCGGUGUCCUUCGUGAAGUUCUCUCCAAACGGCAAAUACAUCCUGGCGGCCACGCUGGACAACACACUGAAGCUCUGGGACUACAGCAAGGGGAAGUGCCUGAAGACGUACACUGGCCACAAGAAUGAGAAAUACUGCAUAUUCGCCAACUUCUCUGUAACUGGCGGGAAGUGGAUCGUGUCUGGCUCCGAGGAUAACCUCGUGUACAUCUGGAACCUGCAGACCAAGGAGAUCGUGCAGAAGCUGCAAGGCCACACAGAUGUCGUGAUCUCAACGGCUUGUCACCCCACGGAGAACAUCAUCGCCUCCGCUGCCUUGGAGAACGACAAGACGAUUAAGCUGUGGAAGAGCGACUGCUGAGUCCCAGGCCGCGCAGAGGCUGCAGUCACAAGACCUGGAUCGGCAAGAAGCGUGCGCGUGGCCGGGGCCUCGGGGGCCUGGGGGACCUGGGGGACAGGGGGACAGGCCCGAGCGCGGCUCCUCUCCGAAGGCGCUGGCAGAGGGGAUGUGCCGCCCGCCGCCGGAAGGUUCUACCAGUCGCUGGGACAUUUCUUGCCACUUGUUUAUCCUCGUCCACGCCGGAGUUCCUGGUCUGUUCUGUGCUCAGAGGCAACACAAAUUUUUAAUUUUGUAUUACACAAGAGUGACGUUCAAUUUAUCAUGGGUUGUGUUUUUUCCAGUAAAUGUUCUGUACCCUUUUGAUACCUUCCUGACGUGAAGCUGUGGUCAGGCCCCUCGGGGCCCGGGCUGCCCCUGCCCCCCGCAGGCCAGGCCCGGGGUCCCCAGAGAGCUCAGCCGGGUGCCCUGUGUCACUCCUAUUCCCAGGGCUGGCAGUGGGCUGCCGAGGGUGCCCACAGCCGGGGGCACGGGGUGGGGUUUGGGGUGUGCUGUGGUUCCUGAGUUCUGAUGUGCGCUCUCUACCUAGCUUGAGGAAGUCCCCCGCAGGGCUGAGGCUGAAGGGGCCUCCCCCCACCCACCAGCUGCGCCUCCCAACGGCCAGCUUCCUGUGGGCCCCGCUUCUUCACUGGCGGGGGGCCGGGCCUGAGGUGGCCUUUCUGGUGCUGUGGUGUGGGGGGACUGUGGCUCUUCUAGUCAGUCAGAUCGGGCCAGGAUGAGCAGCUUGGGAGGGCCACCGCUCUUCCCGUCCCUCCCUGCCAACCCCACCGCCCCUCACGGCCGCACACAAUCCAUCCUAACCGUGUGGGGAGGGGGUGUCGGCCUGCCGCAGUGCAGCCCAGUCCAGUAGCCAGGAUGGGGGGGAGGGCUCGGAUAUGGACCAGGCAGCUUGGCCUCCGGGAGCUCUCCAGAGCCGGCCACCAGGGUAGGGGCGGCUCCCUGGCUGAAGAGGCCCGCCACUGCCCUGGCGGCUUCUGGGUGUGGGUCUGAGCCUCGUGGAGCCUCUGGAGGGCCGGGGGCGGGGGUUCCAGCCCUGUCCUCACAGGGCCGCCCUCCCUGGAGGGACGGAAGCUUGCUGUGUCCAGAGCUCUGUUCCCGAGGAUAGUUUAUUUUUUCUACAGUUGAACUCUGUUGUAGAUUUGUGUAAAAAGACAUUCUUUUUGAAAAUAAAGAUUUUCAUGUCUU
Molecule: messenger RNA, 2403 nt
Organism: Perognathus longimembris pacificus (Pacific pocket mouse)
Lineage: Eukaryota; Metazoa; Chordata; Mammalia; Rodentia; Heteromyidae
Gene: Wdr5
Product: WD repeat domain 5
Exons: 14
Coding region: 178-1182 (334 amino acids)
Cellular component (GO): Set1C/COMPASS complex
Molecular function (GO): histone binding
Source: RefSeq, a predicted model, not a curated record